AUGGGGAGCGAGCGGGGGCCCGCGCGGCCCCGCGGCCCCGGGAGCGCGCACGUGUCGGCUCGGCCGGGCGGGGCGGGGGAAUCCUCCGUGUCCCCCCUUGGACCCCGUUACCGGGAAGAUCCCCCCGUUCCUCCACACCCGAACUCCGUUACUGGGGGUGCGGGGGGCACCGGCUCCGGUCCAGAGCCACCGGCGGCCGCAGAGGUGCUGCCCCAGGCCCGGCCCCGUUCCCGGUUCCCCCGCGAGACCCUCCCGGACUCGCGCCGGCACCGGGCGGAGGCGGCGGCACUACCGGGGACCGCGGUGGAGACCGGGGAACUCCGAGGAGGGGGCGCAGGGGGUUCGUUCCCGGGCCUCAGGGCAGGAGGGAUCCCGCGGGGGGGUCCCCAGGGAUUCCCUAUGGAGGCACCGGAGCUCCGGGAGCUGGACGGGCUCUUCCCGGAUCCCCCCUCGCUCCCGGUGCCGGUGCUGGGCUUCCAGACCCUGACGCUCCCGGAGGAUGAUGGCAGCGGAGCCGAGGAGCUGCUGGGGCUCACGGUGAACCCCGACAUCGCCUGCGGCCUCGGCACCGGCCCGGAGCCCCCCCGGCCCGACGGGCCCUCCCCGGUGCUGCUGGAGGUGGUCUGUGACCUCAGCACUCCCCUGUACCCCUCGCUGUUCCCCGGCAUCGAGCUGGCCCCGAGACCCGAGCCCCUGGCCACGACCCCCCAGUCCAUCCCUGUCCCGCAGCUCCGGCUGACGGAGGAGGAGAAGCGGCUGCUGGCGCAGGAGGGGGUGACCCUGCCCGGGGAGCUGCCCCUCACCCAGGCCCAGGAGCGGCUCCUGAAGAAGGUGCGGAGGAAGAUCCGGAACAAGCAGUCGGCGCAGGACAGCCGGCGGAGGAAGAAGGAAUACCUGGACGGGCUGGAGAGCAGGGCGGCCGCGUGCUCGGCACUGAACCAGGAGCUGCGGAAAAAGGUCCAGGAGCUGGAGAAGAGCAACGGGUCCCUCCUGCGGCAGCUCCAGGCGCUCGUCAAGGAAACGUCCGCCAAGCCCGCCCAGACCGGCACCUGUGUCCUGCUCCUGUUCCUGUCGCUGGGGCUGAUCCUGCUCCCCAGCUCCAGCCCGUUCCGCGGGGGCGGCAGCCGGGACGGCCUCGGACCCACCGGAGUGAUCUCCAGGAACAUCCUGACGCGGCGGGAGCCGGGAGCGGCCGGAGAAUCCCCGUUCCCGGCGGGGAUGUGGGGGACAGAGCCCGGAUCCGGUCUGGAGGAUGGAGCCGGGGGGGGACCCGGGGAUGGGAUUCCUGCCCCCCAGGGGGAUCCAGAGACCAAUUCCUCCAGGCAGGACGUGGGGACAGGGACACGGGGACGUGGGGAUGAGAUGUGA
This is a messenger RNA of Pseudopodoces humilis (Tibetan ground-tit), 1368 nucleotides long. The record is from RefSeq and is a predicted model, not a curated record. Lineage: Eukaryota; Metazoa; Chordata; Aves; Passeriformes; Paridae.